This is a messenger RNA of Rhinichthys klamathensis goyatoka, 1162 nucleotides long. Its product is annotated as putative nuclease HARBI1. The record is from RefSeq and is a predicted model, not a curated record. The transcript has 5 exons. Bases 1 to 1122 code for a protein of 373 amino acids. NCBI's taxonomy places the organism in Eukaryota, Metazoa, Chordata, Actinopteri, Cypriniformes, Leuciscidae.
AUGGCGAUAUUCAUAUGGCUCUUUAUUGGGUUGUUUAUCGCGUACCUGGCAUCAGUCUGUUACUCGCACACAAUGGCGUCCAGGAGGAGCAACGACCAAACACUAUCAUACACAAGAGAGGAUCUGCUUCUGUACCGUUCAGUGGAUCACAAUUUGCCUGUGGACCUUACGGAUUUCCUGAGAGCCAAGAGGGUGGAAAGCAAACGCCGGCGGAAAAGAGAUCACAGAGGUGGUGUCAGACAGCGUCUUCGUCGACGAGGAUGCAGACCGCCGUUACCUGCAAUAAUCCUGAGCAACGUCAGAUCUCCACAACAAAAGAUAGAAGAACUACGCAUCAAAGCUAAAGCAUGCUUCGAGUACCGGGAAGCAGGUCUUCUGAUGCUUACUGAAACUUGGCUUCGCCCUGAGAUGCCCAGCUCGUUGAUAGAGCGCUUUCUGAGAAUCUUUGUGCUGUUUCCUGGGCACAAACCCGUGAGAGCCAUCAAAGAGGAGUUUCACAGGAUUGCAGAAUUCCUUUUAGGAUUUCCGAAUGUGGUUGGAUGCAUUGAUGGCACACAUAUUCCCAUCAUUGCACCUUCCGAAAAUGAAGCUGACUAUGUCAACAGGAGAUCCAUCCACAGUAUUAAUGUGCAGAUCAUAUGCGAUGCUGCACAUCUCAUUACAAAUGUGGAGGCCAAGUGGCCCGGUUCGGUUCAUGACUCACGAAUGUAUUGUGAGUCAACCCUGAGCAACAGACUGGAAAGGGGAGAGAUUGAUGGCUUUCUGCUGGGAGAUAGGGGUUACCCAUGCCGACCAACACUAAUUACCCCUUACCCAGAACCUGAACCAGGCCCUCAGUGCCGCUUCAAUGUGGCACACUGCAGGACGAGAGCCCGGGUGGAGAUGACCAUAGGCCUGUUGAAAGCACGUUUCCAGUGCCUACGUCACCUCAGGGUAACCCCUGAAAGGGCCUGCGACAUUAUUGUGGCAUAUGUUGUUCUCCACAAUAUUGCCAUAAUUAGUGGGGAGCAACACCCUGCCCUACAAAUACAAGACCCAGAGGAAGACCCCAUCAACCCCGCAGAUUUCCAGGAUGGAAGGAUAGUCCGGGAUACGAUAUGCCGAAAUGUCUUCACAGAUUAAUACACAUAUCCACCAUCACAACCAACCACAAAAUAAAAAU